Microdochium trichocladiopsis is the source of this 3211-nucleotide messenger RNA. RefSeq names its product heterokaryon incompatibility protein-domain-containing protein. The coding region runs from base 36 to 2969 and encodes 977 amino acids. The transcript has 4 exons. Lineage: Eukaryota; Fungi; Ascomycota; Sordariomycetes; Xylariales; Microdochiaceae. The record is from RefSeq and is a predicted model, not a curated record.
GAACGAACCCUGGGCAGGCUCACCCGGAAUCAGCCAUGGAGCACUUCCUGAGGGCGGCAAAUGCCGCCCAGGGCGCGGCGGACGCUGCCACAAAAUUGUUCAAUGAGCUACAAGUGGUGCAGAAGUCGAAAGGCGCUUACCAUGAAUGGAAAACGGACGAGCCUUUCCCGUACGAGGCUCUGCCUACGCCGACAAGCAUCCGCCUGCUCAAGCUGGAGCCCUCCAAGGCAAUGCAAAAGGCCGCAAAAACUGGCAAAGUCCUCAGCGGCGACGCUCACAAUGACGACGAUGAUGUCCGCUUCAUCAUGCGCACAGUGGAGCUGGACCGCAAUCCUCGAUUCACUGCCCUGUCAUAUACAUGGCGCAGACAGCGCUCGCAAGUCACUGCUUGGCGGAGAUGGGCCUACCAUUUCUUCAUGGAACUCGUUCAGGAUAGGCCAGCCGAUUACUCCCUGCCCGACCCUGAUGAUGAGCUUCGAGCUACUCGCAAGGUGACGUGCAACGGCUACGAGAUGAUGGUAUUCGAGAACCUGUUCGAGGCGCUCAAACAGCUACGCAGGGGCCGACCUGGCGAGUGGCUUUGGAUCGAUGCAGUGUGUAUGAACCAGAGUGAUUCGACCGAGCUCACUGCUCAGAUCCAGAUCAUGGGCCGCAUCUACCAAUCUGCGCAACUAGUUGUUGUCUGGCUGGGGCCUUUUCCCGCAAUCGCCGAGGAGGGCCUGAAGACACUCGAGGGAAUUGUUCAAUCCGGUGAGCCUCUAGUCGCCAAUCCAAUAUUUGCCACGAGAGUGGGCAAUGGUGCGGCCGAGGACUGGCGGAUAGAGUCUGCUGCCCUAACGGCAUUCCACCUAGCCUUUCGGUCGUACUUCAAGCGCGUCUGGGUCGUCCAGGAACUUUGCCUCGCUAGGGAGGUCAUAUAUCUGCACGGCAAGCAUGAGAUAAGCUUCGCAACACUACUGACUUCAUGUAAGUGGUGUGUCGACAAGGGCUCAGGCCGUGACAUGGUGGACCUUAAAACCAUGGAGUCCCUCUUGCCCCCUCACUUUACCACGCACAUGCGAUUCCUCCCAACUACCCUUGAUGCCCGCAAAGAGUUCGCCAAGGGCAACAAGUGGACUCUCAUACAGUGGUUCCAUGCCUGCAAUGGGCGUCUAGCAUCUGUCGGCAAGGACUACGUCUUCGCAGGGCUGUCUCUGGUUAGGCAGAGCUGCCUGGACAUUGACCAGCAUCUGCAAGCGACUGAGUCUGGCCCGCCGCCACUACCACGUCGGCCAGUUGGCGGCCAGGAGUCGGGCGAGACGAACGCGGCCGCUGGUCUCUCCAGCAGGUUCUCAGCCCCAGCACCGGCUGCGAACCAAAGUCUGACGCCUAGGGGUUUAUGGCCGAAGUUGGCCCCCGACUAUUCAGCCUCAGACGCGGAAGUUUUUGUCAAUGCGGCUGCAUGUCUCCUAUCUCAUGCCUCCUUGGAGGAUUUUCUUAGGCUGGCUGCGCGCCUCCGAGACCAGCAUCAAUUUAGGGCCGUUGAUUCCCUGCGUCCUCGUGAUCUGGAGGCGUUCUCGGGAUUGCCAAGCUGGACUCCAGCGAUUGGAUCAUGGAUGUCAUGUCUUACGAUGGAUUUGGUACCGCCUGACGCCCAGAGCCCUUUCAAGGUUUCUAUGGUGCCCCAUGAGACCGAUGCACACACAGCCGAUGUAUCGCCCUCCACCAGCGUCUCGAUCUCAGCAGAUGGCAGGACGCUGUCUCUCACCGCUGCAGUCUUCGAGCGCGUGUCUGCUUACGUAUACGAAAAGGAUCCUCCGCAGGGUUUCGCGGAGCUGCGCAAAUUGCUACGGUUUCUGGACCAGCCGUCAGACCUGUACGCCACGAAUCAGGACUCUAGCCUCCAGCAGGUACUUGCCCAGCGGCAAGGAGAGAAUGCCGCCAAGUCGCAGGCCACCCCAUGCCUUUUGGAGGCGGUCGCAUGCGCCAUGGUAGCGGGCCACGUUCACGGGCAGAAGGUCACGCCGUCCCAGGCUGGGACUUGGCUGUGCGAAAAUAUCGAAUCCAAAGUGCAGCAGGUAGUUGCCGAGACGCAGCGAAGUGUUUCAGAUAAUCAACAAAUCAAGCAGACACUGGAAGCAAAGGCUCAGAAACGAGGCCAGAGCAUCGAAUACUUGAAGACUGCAGAGGACGACGAGAACGCCAAGAAGUGGCGAAUCUGCGAUGAGGCUAACAAGCAGGGUCUCGAAGUGGUGACCGAAGUCACAGCCGAGCUUGAAGCGUUGAAGAUCCGUUACUCGCACCUGCAAUGGCUACCCGCCGGCACUAUUGCCGUCGUGCCACGGGAAGAGGACGUGGAGCGCGCCAAGCUAGAGAGAAGGAAUGCCAAGGAGAAACAGCUUGGGGAACUCCUGGAGAAGAGAUCCAUCGAUACCAAGUCGAGCAGCAGCAUUCGCGACGCCUUGGACCGCGGACGGGCGAAGGCGGUCGAGAUCACGGACGACCUAUACGACCGCCUAAACACGUGGGCACUGAGUGUAGGAGGAAAGUUCCGUCGAGUAAUGUCGGACGAGUGCCGCGCCUUCGAAGACGCGUUUAUCGAGACACUCACGUGGCGCCGGUUAUGUUUGACGGCUAAAGGGCACGUCUUGCUGGGACCCCUCUGGCUCGAAGAGGGAGAUGCCGUCAUGCUGCUGCCGGGUGUCUCAGUGCCUUUCAUAUUCGCCCUAGAGAAGGAGGAUUUGAAGAGAGAGAAGGCGAGGAUUGAAGAGAGACUGAGCCAUGUGGAUUCGGGCGACGAUGAGGAGGUCAUGUGGACGGCGGUCAAAGUCCCACAGGAGGCUAGGCUGGCCGAGAUUGAGCAUCGCCUCCAAACGAUUGCAGAACGACCGGGGGAUCGCUGGGUGCUGAUCGGGGAAGCUUAUGUCGAAGGCAUCAUGCAGGGUGAAGCAGCUGCGGGGUUAGAGUACGGAAGCAUCGAUGUUGUCUAAGAGGUGAGGCAGUGUAGGAACGAUACCGUUGUUGCAAAAUCCAGCAACAACACCUCGCAAAGGUGAAUUACUGUCGUCACAGAAAACAUUUGUCUUUGCUGUAGCACAAUGACGCCAAGCUGGCGUACAAAGCGUAAGAGAGGAUAGUCAUUCAGUUCUGAGUGUAGGAAGCUAGCCUCCAAUUGAACGCUGUCUGGCGUCCUCCUUACGACUGUAAUGAUAUUGACGUGGUAUUUUGGAGG